GUCACACACACACUGUCUCUCCACACGUGCGCACCCACACACACACACACACACACACGCAAUGAAACUGAGAGUUGCUUUGAUCGGGAGAUCAAGAGACACACACACAUUCUCUCUUUCUCUCACACACAGAGGGAGUAAGGAAGGCAUCCAGGCUGGUGCCUUUUGAAGCAGCAGUGAAAGAGAGAGGAGAGAGGACAGGGGGAAUCUAAGGCACCGGACCACUGUCACCUACCGACCAGCCCCCCGCCGAUGAUCCACGGCUACAGCCACUGCACAGUGAAAAGGGGGUUAUGCCAGGAGAGCUUGAAAGGAAGGAACGAUCCAGCUCUCCGUCUGUCCGUCCACCCGUCAUCCUCAUUCCUCUUUUUUUUCAGAGCCGAUAUCUCAGGUCGGACGGUCCCGUUUUGAAUUCUUUCUUUUUCUCUUGUAAUUUUAGUUUUUUUCUCUUUUUUGAUGGAGGGAUGUGAAGGAUCAGGUGAAGAAAGGAGGAGCUGCAUUGUGGAUGUCUGAAAGCUUGUGUCAUUUAUAGUUUUUUGGGUUUGUUCUUAUUUCAACGAUCACUUUAUUUCAACGAUCACCUCCUGACUGAAUUGAAGCGUGUGUGUGAGCAGCAGGACUGGAGGCUAUAAGGACUUUGAGACUUAUCUCUGUUUUGAUAUGAUUCGGUCGUCAGGAAAAUUCUUUCCUGUCCUGAAGGAGCUGUGUCAAAGUUAGCUGGCGCUGCAGGGAGAGGAAGGGGCCGUGGGGAGGGCCGUGGCCCAGGACAAAGCACCCAACCUGGGACGCACACAGAGGGACACUGGCGUAGUGGCUCUUCUCACCCACUGAUAACUGUGUACCUGAAAAUGACACCAUGAGUUUUAUAUCUUCCUGCUGCCAUUGUGACGGAGGGACAGUGACAACAACGUAAACAACAACAAGUGCAAUAGCAGGCAACAGCCUAAAGGAGAACAACAACAGCUAAACCACCAGUGACUGGAACAACACAUUGCAUCGAACCAAACCUCAACUAGUCAACAUCCCACAACUUUGGGUGAGCCUUUGACAAGGACUCCACCACUCUCACUGCCGUGGUGGUCUCCUCCCUCCAUUCACCAGCAAGAAUCCCCUAGUGACCCCCACUCUGCUACUAUAUUCCUCCAGAUAUUGUUGACAUAACAUAUUGACAUUUCUAUGUCAAUCUAGGAAAGUUUUCUCAAGGAUUCUGGGUAAUCUCCUCCGGCGGUGCGCCGUCGCCCUGGGUGAAAGGGCAGGGGGGCGGCCCACGGUUCCCCCCGACCACAACCGGGUGAAAAACAGGAGCGGGCGGCAAUAUGGCGGCUCUCGCCAGCUCAUUGAUCCGCCAGCGGCGGGAGGUGAAGGACCCCCAGGCCAACCGGCAGGUGGCCAACAAGAGGAAGCCGUGCCCCAAGGCCAACAAGUCCCUGUGCCAGAAACAAAUAUUAUUACUCAUAUCAAAAGUCCGACUAUGUGGCAAUCGAGGGCGAAAGUUAGAAAAAAAACCGGAGCCCCAACUGAAAGGUAUCGUCACAAGACUCUACAACCGGCAUGGCUUCUACCUCCAGAUGCUUCCGGAUGGCACCAUGGACGGCACAAAGGACGAAAGCAGCUCCUUCUUGCAGUUCAACUUGAUUCCUGUGGGACUGAGGAUAGUAGCCAUCCAGAGCACUAAGACAGGGCUCUACAUUGGGAUGAACAGCGAUGGAUACCUCUACACCUCAGAAUACUUCACCCCAGAGUGCAAGUUCAAAGAGAGUGUGUUUGAGAACUACUACGUGACGUACUCGUCAAUCCUGUACCGGCAGACCCAGUCGGGCAGGGCCUGGUACAUCGGCAUCAACCGGGACGGACAGGUCAUGAAGGGCAACAGGGUCAAGAAGACCAAAGGGGCGGCCCACUUCCUGCCCAAACUCAUAGAAGUGGCAAUGUACAGGGAGCCUUCGCUGCAUGAAGUGGUGGUGGUCGCCGAGCUGAGUCCGCCCAGAAAAACGGCCAAGACCUCCGAUUCGCCCGUGCUGCAGAACGGCAAGAAAGACCCGCCCUCCAAAACCAAAACUUCCUAGCGCAUGGAGAAGACAGGGGGCAAUGGGCACUGACUGGCACUGGCACUGACUGGCGAACAAAGUCUUCCUGUUUUUAUUACAAAGGGGGGUCACCGUCAAAUGUUUCCCCCUUGCCCCACCGAGCAGCGCGUAGAGGGGGCCGUAUUGUUCUAUAUUCCCACAGGUUUCAUCCUAAUGUAAGGUUGACCAAGGAUGUGAAAUUUCACUCUAUUCCGUUUAUAGUGCACUACUUCUGACCAAAGCUUGCACAGGACUCUGGUCAAAAGUAGUGCACUAUAAAGGGAAUUUGGGUGCCACAUGGGACGUGUCCCCAAACACCCUGUUGUUCUCUUCACAUCUGUUACCAGGUGUUCUCUGUCCGUCAGCACCUUUGUGACCAUAGCGAUCCCCUCCAUACUUAAGCAAUGAUGUGGAGGUUCUCUUUUCUUUUUUUCUUUUUCUCGUUCACCUUUGGUGAAAUUUGAUUAGUUUGUGACACGGAGUCAAUUUUCCACUCGGCAGCACAAGAGAAACUUCCUCGUUCUUCUCUAGGGCUGUUAACAGCAGCUCUCUAAUCAAAAUCUCCCAUACCUCUUUAAAGAGAGAGAGGAACCUCCCCACUGCACUGCAUUGAACUACACACAUACACACACACACACACACACCCUUCUGAGAGAGAGUGGUGAUUGUGUGCGGGUCAGGGCUUAAGGAAUGGUAAUGACACCAUCAGUGAGAUGGUGUUGGUCUCUGAGAAUCUGUUUGCAAUACACCCUCCUAUCACUACAACACAAUGUAUCAUUUCUCUAGCUCAUGCCUUCAGUCAGGGAGAUACAUACUGUUGGGCCCACAGCAGGUCAGUGGCACCUUAAUUGGGGUGGACGGGCUCGUGGUAAUGGCUGGAGCGGAAUGAGUGGAAUGGUAGCAAAUGUGUUUUCAUGUGUUUGAUGCCAUUCCAUUUGCUCCGUUCUGGGCAUUAUUAUGAGCCAUCCUCCCCUCAGCAGCCUCCUGUGUCGUAGGCCUAUUGUGGUUUUGUUUGAGUGUUUUUGUAGUUGUGUAUGUUAUUGCAGGACAGUUGUGGUUCUUUCCUGAGGGCUACAGCCUCUUUAUGGAAUUAUCAGGCCAAACAGACUGGCACCCAGGCUAAUAACCUCCUGGUUCCAUGUUUAUUUCUGAUGUUGAUCUCAACUUCAGAUGUAAUAACCAACUAGUAUGCACUGAACCUCAUCAACACAUGAUCCAGUAUCCUGAGCAGAUCGUAGUUAUUACGAGCCUCCUUUACUGCACGCUACACCAUCAUGUCUGGUCAUUGCCCACAGCAACGUCAUUGUUGUACAGUAUGAAAUCUGUUGUUGUUUUGUUGACGUUGACAGCGCCAGUUACAGGUUGCUAAUUCUCGAUGGCUGCAUCCGAAAAGGUACCGACCAGAGCUCUGGUCAAAGGUCACGCAGUACAGGGAAUACGGUGCCUGUCGUUGACAUGCGUCUACAAGACUAUGAUGUUUUUAUUUUAUUUUACCGUGAUGUGGUUACAGGAGGGAUUUGAGUUCCCAUCCCAAAUGGAAUGUUAGGUCACACUUUAUUUGGAGAAUCCGGAUUUAUGGUCAUACUGUCAACAAACUAUCUGUUGAUGAGCAACUACUUGGUAAGGUUACAAUUUGGGUUAGAAUAAGGGUACGGUUAGGGUUUAAGUUAAGUUUAGGGUUAGGAUAAGGGUAAGGGUAAGGUUUAGGGUUUAAGUUAAGUUUAGGGUUAGGAUAAGGGUAAGGGUAAGGUUU
This is a messenger RNA of Oncorhynchus mykiss (rainbow trout), 3819 nucleotides long. It is a transcript of the gene fgf11a, whose product is annotated as fibroblast growth factor 11a. NCBI's taxonomy places the organism in Eukaryota, Metazoa, Chordata, Actinopteri, Salmoniformes, Salmonidae. Gene Ontology annotation, molecular function: growth factor activity. The record is from RefSeq and is a predicted model, not a curated record.